Penicillium daleae is the source of this 1119-nucleotide messenger RNA. RefSeq lists its product as uncharacterized. Lineage: Eukaryota; Fungi; Ascomycota; Eurotiomycetes; Eurotiales; Aspergillaceae. Bases 1 to 1119 code for a protein of 372 amino acids. The transcript has 3 exons. The record is from RefSeq and is a predicted model, not a curated record.
AUGGCUGGCCUCGCGUCAAAGCAGAUCACAGUGAUUGUAUCUUUUGUGGUGUUGAAUCUGUUUGCAAUGGUUGCUACUGGCCUUCGCUUCUAUUCUAUGAAACUUAUCCAUCGUAAAGUCAAAAUCCACGAUUUUCUUUGCAUCAUCUCGUUGGUAAUGCUUAUUGCGUACAGCAUCGUUCUGCUUAUCGGACCAACCGGCACGAUCACGGGUGGUAUUGGGCUUCAUGCUCUCCAUGUUCCACAAUCAAAAAGGGAGAUUGGAUUAAAGGUACCAUCCCCAGCCUUCCAGGAACAAUCAACCGAAGAGUUACUAACGUGGCCUGUGCAGGCAUUUUUCUCAUCACAAUUCUUCUGGGCCAUCUCGAUUGCCAGUUUCAGACUUGCUAUCUUAGCUCUCUAUGUCCAAGCCUUCCCCACCAAAGUCUUCCAAUAUUUUGCCUACGGUGCCAUGAGCAUUGUAUGUCUCUUCUUCGUCGGCAGUAUCACGACAACCUUGGCAAUUUGUCACCCAAUCGCGUCCAAUUGGGAUGAAAAUGUCAAGGGAAAAUGCGGUGACGAAGGAACAGCCGAGUUAGCCGCAGCUGCAUUCAAUAUGGCCCUCGAUAUCGGCAUCGUGAUCUUGCCAGUGCCAGUUAUCUGGGGUUUGCAUAUGAGCAAACAGAAGAAGGCUGCCGUGAUAGCCACCUUUGCGUUGAGCUUGGGUAUCUCUGCAAUUAAUCUAGCGCGCAUCAUUCAAGUCUUACGUUGUAGCCUACUCGACUUUACAUACUGCACUGCGGAUAGUGCGAUACUGACAGUGGCUGAGAUGGCAGUCGGGAUCAUCGUCGCUUGCGUCCCAAUGCUUGGCCCGGUGAUCUUCCCCGAGCGUCGCCGUCGAUUCGACCAGCGUUAUGUCUACCAGCAAAAUGAGACCUGGUAUGGCUCAUCUCACAAGCACAUUCGGCAGCAUAGCGAUGGCCAGGGUAGUACCGAGAUGACUUUGGGGCCUACCUGGGAGAACCGGCGGAACAUACAUUAUAACAAAGCCCUGCCCCCAACGCCAGUCAAAGUCAGACAAGGUGAGAUCGCUUUGUGGCGUGAGUUUGAGGUGCAGUCAGACACAGACAACCGAGCGUAA